AUGACUGAAGUAAAAGUGGAACCUCAUAAUGAGGAGAAAACUGAACAUGACAUUCAGGAGAGAUCAAAUGCCAACAUUGUGUCCAACGUUAAAACAGAAGUAAAGUCUAGAAUCAAGAAAGGAACAGAAGCUGCUGUGAAAACGUGGAGGCAAAACAAGAUAGCAAGCUCAAAACAGAAGUCAAUUUUAAGGAUGGAAAUAGAAGAUUACUCUAUGCCACCGAUGAUCUGUAAAAUUCAGUCCACUGAGUUGGAAAUCUUUACAGAGGAUGAUGAACUAAUUUACAUAUUAACCAACUCUGAAAGUGAAAUUCUGGUACCUGAUAAUGAAGACUUACUGGCUAAAGUUGACUUUGUCUUUGUGACAAACAAAUCAGAUACUGGCAUUGAUAGACAUGAAAUGGAGAGGAUAUGUUACCUGAAAAAGUUGAAAGAGAUAGGCUUCAAUAUAAUGGAAUAUACUUUAACUGAGAGAUUGUAUUUUGGAGAGCGUCUUGCCUUGUAUUUUGCAUGGCUUGGUUGGUACACUACCAUGCUGAUUCCUGCCGCCAUAUGUGGAGUCAUAGUCUUUUUAUAUGGAUUAUUCUAUUUUGGAGAUAGCCAAGUGAGUAGGGAAAUCUGCAAUGCCCACACAAUAAUCAUGUGCCCAAGAUGUGAUCAGACGUGUCCAUUGUGGAAGCUUUCCGAUACAUGCUUCUAUGCAAAGAUUACACAACUGUUUGAUCAAGAAAUAACAGUUUUCUUUGCUAUGUUUAUGGGAAUCUGGGCCACUGUGUUUUUGGAGCUGUGGAAACGAACCCGAAUAAAAGUUGUCAGCGAGUGGGAUUUGUUCCACUGGGAUGAGGAUGAGGAGGAACUUGCUCUUGGGCUAAUAUAUGACCCUGAUGUGCCACCGACACAGUACCGCUAUUCGUACCUGCGAGCCACAAUAGUCCUCAUGCUGGGAUUUCUCCUGAUUGCCAUUAUAAUCAGUAUCGCGCUUGGCAUUGUGAUAUUCCGAAUUGUGAUGAAUGUUAUACUAACAAAAACAUCAGUGGCUUUUGUACAUGAAUAUGCCAGUUCGUUGGCUGUAAUAAUUAGUGCUGUGAUGCACUUCUUGACAAUUAUAAUCAUGACUAAGGUCAAUUAUGUAGUUGCAAGGAAGCUGUGUGCGCUAGAAAGGACACGUACUGUGUUAGCCCGAGAAAACAGCUUCACUGUAAAAAUGUUCACAUUCCAGUUCUUCACAAUGUUUACUUCUAUUGUUUACAUCGCUUUUUUUCUGGGAAGGAUCAAUGGACAUCCAGGUAAUUAUAUGAGAGUAGCUAACAAAUGGCGAUUAGAAGAGUGCCAUCCAAGCGGCUGCAUGGCGGAUCUCUUAAUUCAAAUGUCUAUUGUUAUGGUGUUGAAACAAUUGCUAAGCACGACCGUGGAAUAUGCUGUUCCAAUCUUGAAAAGUAAGUGGAGGAAGAAAUCGAUGCUCUCAACAAAGAAAGUAGAGGACGUAUCUGAACACUGGAUCAAAAAUUACAGUUUAAGUGAAUUCAAUUCUUACUCAUUUUUCAAUGAGUUUUUAGAAAUGACAAUUCAGUAUGGUUUUACCACAAUAUUUGUUGCAGCAUUCCCCUUGGCUCCAUUACUUGCAUUUUUAAAUAACAUAUUUGAAAUUCGUUUGGAUGCCAAAAAGAUGGUUUGGCUUCUCAGGCGACCGAUACCGCGAAAAGCAAAAGAUAUCGGAAUAUGGCUGGACAUUCUGGAAACAAUUGGUGUUCUUGCUAUUAUUGGAAAUGGGUUGGUAAUUUCCAUCACAUCAGAUUUCAUCCCUCGACAAGUGUACAAGUACCGUUAUGGUUACUGUGCAGAUCAAAAAAAAAACAACACUGACUGUCUCACUGGGUAUGUUAAUAACAGCCUCUCCGUAUUCUACUUGAAGGAUUUUGAUAAUAAUAUUAUUCCUUCGGAUUAUGGAUCAGGGUUAUUAGGAUUUUCAGUAACCCACUGCAGGUAUCGUGACUACAGAAAUGAAUACAACUAUGAGCAUACUGGUCAAUUCUGGCAAAUUUUUGCUGCUCGUUUGGCCUUCCUGCUCUUAUUUGAGAAUAUUGCCAUUUGCAUCAAGUACCUUGCAUCUUGGUUUAUCCCUGAAGUGCCAGUAUCAGUCCGAAAUCAAAAUCUGACAAAUACAAAUAACCGAUUAAAGGAGGAGCUCAGGAUAUUAGCAGAAAGAAGUCCAGCGGCUUCAUACAUUAAUACGGGGCAUCAUCAGUUAACUUUAUGA
Rhincodon typus (whale shark) is the source of this 2256-nucleotide messenger RNA. RefSeq names its product anoctamin-9-like. Gene Ontology annotation, biological process: chloride transmembrane transport. Gene Ontology annotation, cellular component: plasma membrane. The coding region runs from base 1 to 2256 and encodes 751 amino acids. The record is from RefSeq and is a predicted model, not a curated record. The transcript is spliced from 22 exons. Lineage: Eukaryota; Metazoa; Chordata; Chondrichthyes; Orectolobiformes; Rhincodontidae. Gene Ontology annotation, molecular function: chloride channel activity.